Molecule: messenger RNA, 3760 nt
Organism: Ictalurus punctatus (channel catfish)
Lineage: Eukaryota; Metazoa; Chordata; Actinopteri; Siluriformes; Ictaluridae
Product: neuronal acetylcholine receptor subunit alpha-7
Exons: 10
Coding region: 163-1728 (521 amino acids)
Biological process (GO): nervous system process; monoatomic ion transmembrane transport; chemical synaptic transmission
Cellular component (GO): neuron projection; postsynaptic membrane; synapse
Molecular function (GO): acetylcholine-gated monoatomic cation-selective channel activity; transmembrane signaling receptor activity
Source: RefSeq, a predicted model, not a curated record
CAUUCGUGCUGUGAAUCGAUUGGAGCGAAUCGUUUAAAAGAGUCGUUCAAAAAGAACCGAUUCCCUCACUACUCUCCCGUCAUUACUACCCAGGAGCGUGUAAAAGCGCCGCGGCUGAGUUUCCCUUUCUGCAGACUAACCUGUACGGUGUAUUCUCUCAGUAUGAGGAUGGGGAGAAAUCAUUUCACAGUGUAUUUGGUGACCGCUGCCUUCCUGGUUCACGUGACCUUGCAAGGUGAGCACCAGCGACGUCUUUAUAAGGAUCUCAUGCAGAACUAUAAUCCUUUAGAGAGACCUGUGUACAACGACUCUCACUCCCUGACUGUUCACUUUAGUAUCAGCCUCAUGCAGAUCAUGGAUGUGGAUGAGAAGAAUCAGGUUUUAACAACCAACAUCUGGUUACAACUGUACUGGGUGGAUUAUUAUCUACAGUGGAACCUGAGUGACUACCCCGGAGUGUCCAAUGUGAGGUUUCCUGAUAAUCAGAUCUGGAGACCUGACAUUCUCCUCUAUAACAGUGCUGAUGAGAGGUUUGAUGCCACUUUUCAUACCAAUGUGUUGGUCAACUCAUCUGGCUACUGCCAAUAUCUACCCCCAGGAAUUUUUAAGAGCACCUGCUAUAUUGAUGUGCGCUGGUUCCCCUUCGAUGUUCAACGCUGUGAUUUGAAGUUUGGAUCUUGGACUUAUGGAGGCUGGUCUCUGGAUCUGCAGAUGCUGGAAGCAGAUAUCACAGGCUACAUAGGCAAUGGAGAGUGGGAUCUAGUGGAGGUUCCUGGACGGAGAAACGAGAGGUUUUAUGACUGCUGUAAGGAGCCGUACCCUGACAUUACCUUCACGUUAGUGAUGAGGAGGAGAACGCUCUACUACGGCCUGAACCUGCUCGUCCCCUGUGUGCUCAUCUCCACCCUCGCACUACUGGUAUUCCUGUUGCCUGCUGACUCAGGCGAAAAGAUCUCUUUGGGAAUCACUGUGUUGCUGUCACUGACUGUCUUUAUGCUUCUGGUGGCUGAAAUAAUGCCAGCGACAUCAGAUUCAGUGCCUCUGAUUGCUCAGUAUUUUGCCACCACUAUGGUGAUUGUUGGACUCUCAGUCAUUGCUACAGUGCUUGUGCUACAGUAUCAUUACCAUGACCCAGAUGGUGGCAGGAUGCCAAAGUGGACCCGUGUGGUGCUGCUGAACUGGUGUGCCUGGUUCCUGCGUAUGCGACGCCCGGGUGAGCAUCACGUCCACACAGCCUGCCACAACAAACCUCUACACAGAGGCAGUGUGUCCAGUGUGGAGCUGUGUGUUGAUCAGGGGACACUCCAGGCCUCGAACACCAACACACUCUACAUCGGCUUCAGAGGCACAGACAGAGUUAACUGCUCCAGCUCAGCUGAGUCGGCACUGAUUUGUGGUCGCUUCAUGCAAGCCAGUGAAGAGGAGGCGUUGCUGUCGGGGGCCACAGUGGCACCGUUAGGGGCCAGAGGCGGGCACCCCAGGGGUAUUGUAGGAGGAUCUGCAGUGACUGAUUUAGCAAAGAUUCUAGAGGAAGUGAGGUACAUCACAAGGAGAUUUCAAAACCGGGAUGAAGACACAAGCAUGUGCAACGAGUGGAAGUUUGCAGCAGCAGUUAUCGAUCGUAUGUGUCUGAUGGCUUUCUCAUUCUUCACAAUACUCUGCACUUUUGGCAUUCUCAUGUCCGCUCCUAACUUCGUCGAGGCGAUUUCUAAAGAUUUCUUCAGUUAGUAGAAAGAGCCGUAUACACUCACAUAGACAUAUUUUGUGGGGGUUUUUUUUGUUAUUUUGUUGUUUUUUUUAUAUAUAUAUACACACACACUACUGUAUUUCUGCCAUAACACUAACAGGAACAGUCAGUGACAGUGUUUCUGUGACCUGUGGGUUUAUACACACAGGAGAAAUAACAUGCAGGUUUAAAUGCAGUAUUUUUCAAACUGAUCUCUAUGUACCACAUCUGUGAAUAUGUACCAAAGGCAGUAUUUUUGAAGCAGAGACUGACAGUUGUACUGUAUGUGACUGUAUAGCGUUCCCUUCUGAGUCUGGUUCCACUCAAGGUUUCUUCCUCUUAACAUCUUAGGGAGAUUUUCCUCGCCACCGUCGCCACCGGCUCGCUCAAUAGGGAUAAAUUCGCACACUUAAAAUCUGUAUCCUCUAUUUAUAUAUUCCUGCAAAGCUGCUUUGAGACAAUGUCCAUUGUUAAAAGCGCUAUACAAAUAAAAUUGAAUUGAAUUGAAUUAAGCCACCAUGAAUAAUACAGAUUUAGAGAUUAAUAUGUAAACACCUUUAUAAACAACAACGGCCCUUAUACUUGAAUUAGAAAUGAGCUUUGUGUAAUCAUGCACACACACACACACACACACUACAGAUGUGGUAAAUAGAGAUUUUGUUGAAGAAUGCUUGAGUGUUCGUUUUAAAGGAAGCAUAAUACUACUUCCCAGUCACAUAAAUAGUAAAGUAUCACAGUGCUGUUAAAGUGUUCAAUAUUAAUGUCACUGUGUGUUGUAGGUUUGCGGAUUCAUAAUGGUGGAAAUAGCUGACCUUCAUCGCUCUGUCAGUUACUGUAUACAAGUUCACAUGAGUUAGCACAAAUUCUCAGAGUAUCUUUACACAUCUGAGAUUUUCAUCGUUUACCAAGCACAUCAAUAGGAAUUUGCCAUAUACAUGCACAGUCCAAACUUGUUGAACUCCUGCAGUCUGAUUUGAUCACUUUUAUUGCCAUAGGUCAGUCAGAAAUGACACAGAAUAACAAUUAAUAAGGAAACAUAAAUCUUAGUAUUUAAGGAUGUAUGCACUCUGAGAUUCUAAAUAGCUGAUGCCCUCGUUCGGUGAAUUACUUACUCACUAUAUGUAAGUAAGUAAGUCACUGAAAAACCUAGAUUUGUCUUAAAGUUGAUAUUAGAUCGCGGUUAUAUAUUAGACAAAUAUAUGUUGUGCCUAAUUAGAGUGAUCCAGAUCUGUGUUUUCCAGUUAGAGCUAGAAUUUUUUCCAAUAAAAAAAAAAAAAAACACUUUUCGUAUAAAUCCAUUUCUUAUUUAGAUUCCGUAUUUUAUACUUAUUUUAUUGUAGAAUAUUUAUUAAAUAUUAUUUUAAUAAUGAAAAAGGUUUAUACCGGAUGUUUCAAAAUAUUUGGCACAUGCAUGCACGCACACACACACACACACACACACACACACACACACACACACACACACUCACACGCACUAGGUAUAUACUGUAUAGACCCUUUUCGACUUAUCAUGCUAUGUAUUUAACUUUUUCCAUCCUUUUUAGCUCUCUGUCUAAUAUUAAAAUAAUAAAAUGCCUUAUUACACAAUGCAGAUGCACAUUAUUAUUUUACUCGUAAUUGUGUGUCUACAAAUCCAAUCUGGAAAAGAAAGAAAAAAGGAUCCUGGCUAUCAGAGACUGUUAUGAGAACAUUCACUAAUGUAUUUGUAAAGUCUGUGAGUGUUUGACUGUAAUCUUAUUAAAAGAACAUUCCUGUUAUAAAGCCGUGUUAUUUAUCUGUGAUAAAGUUUCCUGUCGUUGGAGAAAUACUAAUCAUAUGGAAUUGUUUGUUUUAAUACUCAUAUAACUAAAAGUGUUGUAUUUUCUGAAAAAAAAAAAAAAUUCAAAGUUCUGCUAACUUAAAAUGAGUUCAGACCUCAUACAUCCCAAAUACAUUAUUUGUUUUCUUCUUUCUUUUUUCACUUCAUGGGUUUAGAGAUUUGUCUAUUGUGGAUUUGUGUGCUCUUUACAAAUAAAUGUAUUUUUCUAAAAGUCA